Molecule: messenger RNA, 1081 nt
Organism: Paraglomus brasilianum
Lineage: Eukaryota; Fungi; Glomeromycota; Glomeromycetes; Paraglomerales; Paraglomeraceae
Source: the annotation of a GenBank genome assembly
AUGGGCGGUGGUGCUAUUUCUCAUAUCAUCCCCCCUGACGUCUUCAGGCCUGGAAAUCCAGAAAGACGAGCACGACUCCAAGAUUUGAUUCAACAGAUUGGGACAAGGUCUGCACAACGGGAUGCACUUUAUAAUCAGGUCUAUCUCGUGAUGGAAAAGCAUGAAAAAGAGAUCCUGGACGCAUUUAACGACAUCGUCAAUGCACUUCAAAAACCCGAAGGCCAUCUCACUCUGCGUGUUAUUGCAAUCAUGAGUGCUAUUCGCAAGUUCGAACCAGAGAGCAACUUGGGAAUUCAAAUUACUGAAGAAGUAUUGCAAGGUUUACAAGCCGUGCUAGCUAUUGCCGUGUUGGUCGGAGCAACCAAUCCAUAUAUUGCUCCAGCCCUCGUUGCAUUAGCUGCAGCCACGAUAGUAGUGGAUAUAGUCGGUAGUAUUUUGGACGCAGAAGCUGAAUACAAUGCCCUCAUGGAGCGGAUUGACCAAGCAAACACGACUUUAGCCGCUCUAAAUAAAAACUAUGACGAAAUCAAUACUGGAGUCGAUAAGUUGGCAGCUUUUAUAAAUGAUAUUGUUCAAAGACUAGUCUACGUUUCUUAUUUUGAAACCAACGUGAACUUGCGUGACGCUAAAUACACCCGAGACACUUUUAAUCAAGACUUUGAGAGGAUCCAGCCUCAGUUGAUAAUCUUACGAAAUGAAUUCCUUACUCUGAAGGAUAAAGUUGAUGGAAUCGUGACAAUGUUUAACGACAAGGUACCUUACCCUAAGAUUGCAAAGUAUGCAAACCAUUCCGAAGGUUUCGUAAUCACCGCUCAUAUUUAUUACUUAUUCAGUGAGAAGAAAAAGACCGUGAAAGAAGUCAUGAAAAUUACUGGCCGAAGCAAAGCCGAAGUCGAGGCUGCACAAAUCGCAAGUGUUCUUUUGGAUCAUCCGGACUGGUCAAUUGAUCGCGUAAAGGAAAGCAUUGCUGGAAAGAAACCGGAAACCGUAAAAGCCUCUAACAUUGUAACUGCCAGCGAUUCACCGGCUUACAUACAUUCAUCUGCAUCGCCAGAGGACGCUGACACAAAGAGGCUUUGUG